Molecule: messenger RNA, 891 nt
Organism: Lathyrus sativus (Indian pea)
Lineage: Eukaryota; Viridiplantae; Streptophyta; Magnoliopsida; Fabales; Fabaceae
Source: the annotation of a GenBank genome assembly
AUGGUCACCAAAGUCAGAAAACCAUCCCAUGCUGGUUCUUGGUACACCGAUAAUCCUAAGAAGCUUUCAGAAGAGCUAGAAGGAUGGCUGAAUUCGAGUGGUUUAACCAAAUCUUCUGAUGUACGGGGAGUAAUAGCACCACAUGCAGGUUAUUCCUAUUCAGGACGAGCUGCUGCAUAUGCAUUUGGAAACAUUGAUCCAUCUAACAUCAAACGUGUUUUCCUACUUGGUCCUUCUCACCAUUAUUACACUCCAAAAUGUGCUCUUUCAACUGCAACAGUCUACAAGACACCCAUUGGAGACCUUCCUAUUGAUAUAGAAGUAAACGAGCAACUUAAAGCUACGGGAAAAUUUGAGACGAUGGAUAUUCGAGUUGAUGAAGCUGAACAUAGCAUGGAAAUGCACUUGCCAUAUCUUGCUAAAGUAUUUGAAGGGCACCCAGUGAAAAUCGUACCCAUUUUAGUUGGUGCUGUUAGUGCUGAGAGUGAAGCUAUGUAUGGAGAGACUCUUUCUCAAUUUGUAGAUGAUCCCACUAAUUUCUUCUCUAUUUCAUCAGAUUUCUGUCACUGGGGAUCUCGGUUCAAUUACAUGUACCAUGAUAAAAAUCAUGGACCUAUUUACAAAUCCAUUGAAGCCUUGGACAAAAUGGGCAUGGAUAUCAUAGAAACCGGAGACCCUGAUUCAUUCAAAAAGUAUCUGUCAGAAUAUGACAAUACAAUCUGUGGACGCCAUCCAAUUAGUGUUUUUCUCCAUAUGCUGAAGAAUAGCUCAACAAAGAUAAAAAUCAAAUUUCUUUGCUACGAGCAGUCCAGCCAAUGCCAUAAUACUAGAGAUAGUAGUGUUAGUUAUGCAUCUGCAGCCGCAAAGGUUGAUGAUUCAAACUCUAACUAA